This is a messenger RNA of Candidula unifasciata, 658 nucleotides long. NCBI's taxonomy places the organism in Eukaryota, Metazoa, Mollusca, Gastropoda, Stylommatophora, Geomitridae. The record is from the annotation of a GenBank genome assembly.
AUGGCCCCAUUUUACAGGGGCUACCAGAAACAUUUCCAGCUAGAUCAAGAUGACAUGAACGCUAUACAGGAAUUAUACGAGUUUGUGAAACUGCCUCCCCCGCGACCGCCAACGAGAGAUCCCAGUCUGAACGUACCAAAGAUUUGUAUAGAUUCCAAAAUAGAUGCAAUUACCAUGAAUUCUGAUGGCUAUACUUAUAUUUUUAAAGAUACCCAAUACUAUAGACUGGACAGCUACGGGAUCGCUGACGGUUACCCUCGAGAGAUCGAGGAGGACUGGAAGGGUAUAACGGGUCCCAUUGAUAGUGCCUUACACUGGGACAACGGGUACACGUAUUUAUUUAAGGGAGACUACUACUGGAAAUUCUACAAUUUCAACCUCAUCUAUGUACGAAGUAUAGAAGAAGGAUUCAAAGGCAUUCCGGGAAAAAUUAAUGCAGCCUUUGUUUGGGGAGGAAAUGGAAAAACAUAUUUUAUAAAAGGGGACCUGUACUGGAGGUAUACUGUUAACCACGUAGAUCCCGGCUACCCCAAACCCAUGUCAGUGUGGGUCGGACUUCCUUCACAUAUAGACGCCGCGCUCAAGUGGAAAAACGGUCGGACGUAUUUCUUCAGCGGCAACCUGUACUACCGCUACAAUGAUGUUGAUUUUAAUGUAA